AGAUAUGAGGUAAUAAUAACUGUCUGAAGAAGUCGAAGAAGGGGAAGCUAAACUGUUGGGUGACUCCCGCAUCGUGUGUGUGUGUGUGUGUGUGUGUGUGUGUGUGAGAGAGAGAGAGAGGUUGAGAUUUGACUGCGCACCCAACACAGCUGUGACUCUCUCCGAGCGGAACAUUAACACAGGAGGAUGAGUUUCUUAUUUGGAAAUCGCUCAUCCAAGACAUUCAAGCCCAAGAAGAACAUUCCAGAAGGUUCCCACCAAUACGAGCUGCUGAAACAUGCUGAGGCGACACUGGGCAGCGGGAACCUGCGCAUGGCCGUCAUGUUGCCAGAUGGAGAAGAUCUGAAUGAAUGGGUUGCAGUGAACACGGUGGACUUCUUUAACCAGAUCAACAUGCUUUAUGGAACUAUCACAGACUUUUGCUCUGAGGACAGCUGUCCAGUUAUGUCUGCAGGACCCAAAUAUGAGUAUCACUGGGCCGACGGCACCAACAUCAAAAAGCCAAUCAAAUGCUCUGCUCCUAAAUAUAUUGACUACCUGAUGACCUGGGUGCAGGAUCAGCUUGAUGAUGAAACUCUCUUCCCAUCCAAAAUCGGUGUCCCCUUUCCCAAGAACUUCAUGUCUGUGGCCAAGACCAUUUUGAAACGUCUCUUUCGUGUAUAUGCUCACAUUUACCACCAGCACUUUGACUCAGUCAUGCAGCUGCAGGAGGAGGCACACCUCAACACCUCCUUUAAGCACUUCAUCUUUUUUGUCCAGGAGUUUAACCUAAUUGACCGCAAGGAACUCGCACCACUUCAAGAGCUGAUUGACAAACUGACAACCAAGGACAGAUAGAUAGACAUGAAAAAAAUAAUGAUUCUUCUGUCAAGUUACUGAUCUCCAUCUUGCCUUUUUCCUGCCUUUCUCAGUUGCUUUCGUUCUCUGUACAGAUGCCCUACUCUGGUUUAUACUCUAGAGCACAUGCUAAGCUAACGUUAGCUGGGCAACAGGGGAUGCCAUUCUAUAACAGCAUAAAGUGGGCUAGCACAAUGCUAAUGGAUGAAAAGGGAGUUAGCUAGUGUCCUUCCGUAGUCACACAAUUUUACAGACUUUAAUUAGAAGUUUUUGAUUUUAGUUUCAAAAGUAAACCAUGUUUUCCUGCUCCUUAACUAAACUUUUUUUUAAACCAGGAACUGUUUAAAGGAUACUUCAUGACACAUUGCAGUGUUGUUUUUUUAUGUUUCUCUCCUCAGAACAUGAAGUUGUUUUUCUCAGUUUGUUGUGACAAGUACACCAGAGGCCAGGUGGAACAGCACCAGUCUGUUAAUAAGUGAUGUUUGUUUGAGGGUGCUUGUGAGCAUGUCCCAGUUUUCAAUGCAGGUGAUGCUAACAGCAAACAAAUACUGUAAAGAAUGAUACUUAUAGUCUAUUUUCCUAUGCAAUACCAUGCUGAAUUAUUCGGAUUACCUGUUAUUAUCACCUGUUCCAUAAUGCUACUGUUUAUCUGUGCCUAGUUUUAUCCAUUCCUUUUACCUCAAGUCAUUACACUCCAGCAUUAGCUGUGUGAAGAUGGCUGUCUCACUAGAUUAGCAUUAGUUAUAUACUGCUAAACGGAUUUCUUUACACAGCUAAUUAGCAUAAUGCUAAUAAGUCCAUUAGCUAUAUAAAUGAUAAAUCAGGCAUUUUGUCGCUAAUUUCAGGAAUUUGAAUGAGGAAUUCCUAGUCGUCAUUUCAUCCUGACAUUUUGUUUAUUUUCCCACCAUUUUUACUGCUUUUGCUUUGAGUUUUAAUAGGUCUUCACAAAGCUUUCUCGCCUGACUCUUUAUUUACUUUAGCAUUUUCGCUGUAAUUUAAACUUGGACAGACCCCACAAAUAUUACAGCAUAUGUGCCAACUAAUGAUUGUUACUGAAAACUUUUAAAUCUUUACUAGUGACAAUGAGAUGAAUAUAUUUUCCCUAGACUGUAUAAUAUUAAUAGCAUUUUUAACUAGAUCUAAUAUGUAUAAAUGUGGCUGUGGGAAUGGGUAUUUUACAAAAAAUCAGUGACUGAUGUUUGUUUUACAGUAAUAAAUGCUGUGUAUUAUCAAG
Molecule: messenger RNA, 2071 nt
Organism: Pangasianodon hypophthalmus (striped catfish)
Lineage: Eukaryota; Metazoa; Chordata; Actinopteri; Siluriformes; Pangasiidae
Gene: mob1bb
Product: MOB kinase activator 1Bb
Exons: 6
Coding region: 187-837 (216 amino acids)
Biological process (GO): positive regulation of protein phosphorylation; hippo signaling
Cellular component (GO): cytoplasm; nucleus
Molecular function (GO): protein kinase activator activity
Source: RefSeq, a predicted model, not a curated record